Messenger RNA from Alternaria atra, 1461 nucleotides. RefSeq lists its product as uncharacterized. Gene Ontology annotation, biological process: amino acid transmembrane transport. Bases 1 to 1461 code for a protein of 486 amino acids. Gene Ontology annotation, cellular component: membrane. The transcript has 5 exons. Gene Ontology annotation, molecular function: amino acid transmembrane transporter activity. Lineage: Eukaryota; Fungi; Ascomycota; Dothideomycetes; Pleosporales; Pleosporaceae. The record is from RefSeq and is a predicted model, not a curated record.
AUGGAUAUCUUGAAGAAGAAUGCUACGCAACUCGUCCAGUCCUUUGCGUCAAACUCGGACAUCGAGGAUGGAGUCAUCACGACUUACGAGGUCAAACGCAACCUUGGGCGUCGCCAUAUCAAUAUGAUUGCGAUAGCUGGCAUGGUCGUAGGUCAAAAGUUCCUCAAGCCCAUCUCUCGUCUCCUUGAACUCACGCACACAAACUACAGGUCACUGGAGGUUUCGUUCCGCCAUGCCAUCAGAUUCGUGCAGCCUGUACUUGGCAUCGCCACUGGAUGGAACUUCUGGUACACCAUGGCAAUCGCAGCGCCAGCUGAGCUGGCCGCUGCGGCAACUUUGAUCAAAUUUUGGGACAACAGUAUCAAUCCUGCCAUUUGGUACUCGGUUUUCAUCGUUAUCAUUGUGAUUAUCAAUUCCUGCGGCGUGAAGGUCUAUGGCGAGAACGAAGUCUUUUUCUCAGCUCUCAAGAUCCUUCUUAUCAUAGGUCUCAUUAUCGCCGGCCUGGUAGUUGACCUCGGAGAAUCUCCUAGUGGAGAUCAAAUCGGCUUUCGAUACUGGAAGCAUCCCGGUCCGUUCAACGAAUUCAUGGUUCCGGGUAAUACGGGCAAGUUUCUUGGGUUUUGGAGCUCCUUGAUUUCCGUGGCUUAUAGCUACGCUAACAUCCAGGUGGUCGCUAUAGCUGGCGCCGAGACAAAGAACCUAAGAGUCAUUAUCCCAAACACGAUACGUAUGACCUUCUGGCCUUCGCUGAUCUUCUAUGUGCAAAAUCCUUUCGUCAUUACGUUCCAGCGCGCUGGUAUCAAUGUCCUGCCCUCGAUCAUCAACGCCUUAGUAUGCACCUCGGCCUUCAGCUGUGGUUCGGCAUGCGUCCUCCUUGCAUCACGUACUCUACACGGUCCAGCAGAGGACGGACAAGCUCCCCGAGUCUUGCUUCGUACCAACAAGUUUGGAACACCAUACUUGGCAAUAGGUGCUUCGCUCAUCUUUACGCCUCUUGUAUACCUCGGUCUAGGGAGCAGCUCUUCGGUAGUGUUGGAAUGGUUUGUCAACAUCACAAACAUUGCUGGGCUUAUUGGGUGGCUUGCCAUUCAGGUUACUUACCUUGGGUUCUACUCUGCUUCGAAAAUCCAAGGUAUCAGCCGAGACCGUCUCGCAUACAAGAGUCCCUUCCAGCCAUAUCUCGCCUGGGUCACUGGAGGCUCCCUCGUCCUUGUCGUCUUAUUCUCCGGACACAGCGUCUUCUUUCCAGGUCACUGGAAUGCAGGCACCUUUCUCACGUAUUACGUCGAUAUUGUUAUCUUCGUCUUUCUAUGGGAUAUUGGUCUCUGCUAUGUGAGGUCUGGAAGUAUUGCUCUGCAAGACGUUGGCCUGACGGAGAUUGCUGAUGUAGACCACGAGAAGGCAGAGGUUGUGAACCUAACGGAACAAGAUAUCUCGUGGUGGAGGAAGUGGAUCCUCUAG